AUGACAGGCUGCCCCUGCUUGCCCUUUUGGGGCUCCUGGGGGCCCUGGGGGCCGAGUCCCACCGCCAGUCCCGAAGCCCCCUUGCCCAGGGUAAGGCUCCCCUUCCCUUCCCUUGCUUUGGAUGCAGGGAUCUCAAAUGGGUCAGGAUUCGAACUCCGGACCCUCAAGCCGGCUGCUGUCUUUCUAGCCCUCUCCAAGGAGCUGGGGACCCCGCAUCUUCUGAAGAGCGUGGAGGAAGCCAUGCAGAUGGUCGACCGGGCCUACCAACGCACCCAGGAGUGGUUGAAGGAGAAGCUCCAGAGCCCAACGGUCAAGCCGUCCGAGCUCUUGGUGGCCUUCAAGCAGCCGGCCGGAGACACCCGAGCAGCUGUCCAAGCCGCCGACUACCUUCACAUGACCUUUGAUAUCUUGAAAGAGCGACUACAGGCGGCCGGGGCCAGGGAUUUCAAUAUAUCAGAUGUGCUCAGUCGGGCUCAGAUGACCACCAUCUACAAAGCAACUGGGUGCUGCCAUCAAGAGACCAGUACAACCCAGUGCAACUUCAGCAGUCCCUAUCGGACCAUCACGGGUGAAUGCAACAACAGGCGGAUCCCAACUCUGGGGGCUCAGAACCGGCCUUACGCCCGAUGGCUUCCACAGGAAUAUGAGGAUGGCAUUUCCCUCCCACGCGGAUGGACCCCGCAGAAGCGCUAUUUUGGCUUCCCUCUGCCCAAUGUCCGGGCUGUCUCCAACAGCAUUGUCCGCUUCCCCAAUGAGAAGCUCACCAAAGACCGGCAUCGCUCCGUCAUGUUCAUGCAAUGGGGCCAGUUCCUUGACCACGACAUGGACUUUGGGCCGGCCACCACCGCCACCCUAACCUUCAUGACAGGAGCCAAUUGCAACACCUGCAUCAAAGCGCCCCCUUGCUUCCCCAUUGAGAUCCCACCCAACGACCUCACCAAAAAACAGGGUGACUGCAUCCCGUUCACCAGGGCAGCUCCAGCCUGCAAUGGCGGCUAUGCCAUCCGAAACCAGAUCAAUGCCCUCACGCCAUUCAUUGACGCCAGUAUGGUGUAUGCCAGCGAGGUGAAAUGGGCCCGCAGCCUGAGGAACCUCACCAAUGAUCUGGGGCUGAUGGCCAUCAACCAGGAAUUCACGGACAAAGGGCGAGCUUACCUCCCUUUCGGCAGUCCUGAAGGCUUCAUGGAUAUGUGCCGGGUGACCAAUAAGACCUUCAACAUCUGCUGUUUCUUUGCAGGGGACAAUCGGGCCAACGAGAUGCCAACUCUGACCGUCUUGCACACACUCUUUGUCCGCGAACACAAUCGCCUGGCCACUGAGCUGAAGAGGCUGAACCCGCAAAAGGGCGGGGACUACAUCUAUGAAGAGGCACGGAAAAUCGUAGGCGCCAUGAUCCAGAAAAUCACCUUUUCUGAGUUCAUCCCACUCCUCCUGGGCAAUGCAGCCCCGUUCUCCUGGCACCGGUACCGGGGCUACAACGAGUCGGUGGACCCCCGCGUGGCCAGCGUCUUCACCAACGCCUACCGCUUUGGCCACGCCAUCGUACGCGAUGUGGUCUUCCGCCUGAACAGUCGCUUCCAGGUCCAGAGCCAGACGCCGCUCCACCAGGAGUUCUUUGCCACGUGGAGGAUCAUCAAGGAAGGAGGCAUCGAUCCCAUCAUGCGAGGUCUCCUGGCCAAGCCGGCGAAGCUGAUCAGGCAAGACCAGAUGGUGGUGGAGUCCCUCCGAGACCGUCUCUUUGAGCAGGUCUCCAGGAUCGGCCUGGACCUACCUUCGCUCAACAUGCAGCGGGGCCGGGAGCAUGGCCUGCCAGGUUACAACGCCUGGAGGCGCUUUUGCGGUCUCUCCCAGCCUCGCAAUGAAGCCGAACUGGGCCAAGUCCUCCGGAACCCCGCCUUGGCCAAGAAGUUCAUCCAGCUCUACGGGACGCCCAACAACAUUGACCUCUGGGUGGGAGGGGUGGCCGAGCCCCUCGUCCCCAAUGCCAGGGUCGGGCCCCUCUUCGCCUGCAUCCUUCGCACCCAGUUCCAAAAGGUCCGGGAUGGGGACAGGUUCUGGUGGCAGAGUCCGGACACUUUCACGGCCCCCCAGCGCAGGGCCCUCGCCCAGGUGACCCUCUCCCGCAUCAUCUGCGACAACACCAGCAUCCGCCAGGUGCCCCGCUUCGUCUUCCGGAGGAACCAAUUCCCUCGGAGCUUCGUCAGCUGCAACGCCAUCCCGCGGCUGAGCCUCUUCCCUUGGAAGGCCAAAUGUGAGUCCAGCUAUAUCCCUCGGGAAGGCCCAGAGACCCCGAAUACCAAACGUGUCAUGCUGGGAGAGUAA
This is a messenger RNA of Anolis sagrei ordinatus, 2322 nucleotides long. Its product is annotated as myeloperoxidase-like. The record is from RefSeq and is a predicted model, not a curated record. Gene Ontology annotation, molecular function: heme binding; peroxidase activity. Lineage: Eukaryota; Metazoa; Chordata; Lepidosauria; Squamata; Anolidae. Gene Ontology annotation, biological process: response to oxidative stress; defense response to bacterium.